AUUCUGGCUCCCACUGUUCAGCUUGCAAUUUUAUUUUCGCACCAAUUGAGCGCGGAAGCAAACCCGCGAAAACCAAUUCCCAAUUCAGGCAGAGGCAGCCUCGCCUCCGCCCAGAUCCGCGCUCCGGCGGCCCCCCUCGUCGUCCCUCCGCCCAUCGCUCUCCCGCCCCAGGCCGCCGCUCAGUGCCCCUCCGCCCUGUGCCCCCUGUGCCGCCCGCCGGCCCCACUUCUUCGUCGCCCGCCGCCGCCGUCGAUUAACCCCUCCCUCCUGGCGCCCGUUGCAAGGAAUAAGAGUAAGCAGCAGUGAUCCUGUCUGCUUGGUGAGAUGCCUGGUUAUUACGACAUUGAUGACAUCCUCAUGGAGGAGGAGCUUAUUUCUGUUGUUUUUCAAGUAACUGCAAAUGGCGUCGGCCUGCUAGAUCCUGGCGCCGAAAGUAACUGUGUAGAGAAAGGUGCUAAGGUGGACCUCCCAUUUUGGCUUGCGCAUGGGCUGCUGUCUCUGGAACAAGCGGUGUCAAUAAAUCCACCUCCAUGCUUCACACAGAAAACACGGAAGGAGAUCCAAGCUGAUGCAGCCUGUGUUGAUUUGAGGGUUCGGUGCCCUUACUUUUAUGAGCUAGGAUGCAAAAUAGUCCCUUUGGUGAGUGACAAGAGCAUUGGCCUGUUCUUGCGCUAUGCAUUCACCAGUAGGUACAAAGAGGUUCUAAGCAAGUCUCACAGUUCUUCCAUGAUGACAGUGCCCAAGUUUGUCCCGCGCCUUACCAAAGAAGAAACUCGUGUGUUUGAAUCUGCUAGGGAAUCAAUGGCCGCUUUCAAGAAAUGGCGUGCUGGUGGUGUGAGGAUGCAAAAGGCUUCCAUCCUUGGCAGGAAGAGGAAGACGAAGCUGCCCGAUGGGCCUUCUUCUACUCCUUGAACCAGGUUUAAGGUCUAUGGAAUAGAGUGCUUGAGCAGUUGAGCUGAUGUAUCAUGUAUGUACACUGCUUUUAUCUGGUAGUACUGUAAGGAAAGAGAAAAGUAAAUCGCAAAUUUAGUCUGUGAUCCCACAUCAAUGUACUAUAAUCUGGUGCACCGUUUGUGCACAUCUGUGUAGUUUGACAGCAGGUCUGAUCUGUCCAUGCUUCGCAAGAAAAAUGAUUGCUGCUAAAUCAUGGUAUCCUGUUCGGAAUUCAUGUUUUUUUUGAGCAA
Molecule: messenger RNA, 1184 nt
Organism: Phragmites australis (common reed)
Lineage: Eukaryota; Viridiplantae; Streptophyta; Magnoliopsida; Poales; Poaceae
Product: DNA replication complex GINS protein PSF3-like
Exons: 7
Coding region: 325-912 (195 amino acids)
Biological process (GO): mitotic DNA replication initiation
Cellular component (GO): GINS complex
Source: RefSeq, a predicted model, not a curated record